Molecule: messenger RNA, 932 nt
Organism: Motacilla alba alba
Lineage: Eukaryota; Metazoa; Chordata; Aves; Passeriformes; Motacillidae
Product: iroquois-class homeodomain protein IRX-1-like
Exons: 3
Coding region: 1-816 (271 amino acids)
Biological process (GO): regulation of transcription by RNA polymerase II; cell development; neuron differentiation
Cellular component (GO): nucleus
Molecular function (GO): DNA-binding transcription factor activity, RNA polymerase II-specific; RNA polymerase II cis-regulatory region sequence-specific DNA binding
Source: RefSeq, a predicted model, not a curated record
AUGGCCCUGGAGCUGAGGCCCUGGGGUCCAGGAGCCAGCACUGUGCUGGGCCGGCUGCUGCUGGCACACGCCCUGGGCUAUCAGCUGCCUCCCGCCCGAGUGACCUUGACUCCUGAGAAGCGAGCCGGGCAGCUGGGACAGCGUAUGGCAGCACCUCGGGGCGAGAGGAGCCCAGGACAGGAGCUGGGGGGCUGCGGGGGGCCUUGGGGGACCCUGCGGGGGCCACCCCAAGCCCUACUGCCCUGCCCCUGCCCCUACUCCUGCCCCUGUCCCGUUUUGGCCGGGUACAGCCUCCUGCCACCCCCUCUCAGCCUCGUGACGCCCCUGGUCUCAGCACCCUAUGAGGCGCCGCUGGGGCUGCCCACGGAGCCGGGGCGGGCAAAGGCGGCGGCGACGCGAGAGAGCACCGGGGCACUGAAGGCUUGGCUGGCACGACACCCCAGGAACCCCUACCCCAGCAAGGGGGAGAAGGUGAUGCUGGCUGUGGUCAGCCGCAUGAGCCUCACCCAGGUCUCCACCUGGUUCGCCAAUGCCCGCCGGCGCCUCAAGAAGGAGAAAAAGGCGAACUGGGCCACACACAGCACCUCAGAUGGCGAGGACAGCGAGGGAGAGGGGGUCCCAUCGGGUGCCGUCCCCAUUCCCAGUUCCAGCCCCGUGCAGGAUGGGUGUGGGGACAUCCCCGAGGCGACAACAGGCCCUGGGCAGGACAAGCAGCCCCAGAAACCCAAGAUCUGGAGUGUGGCAGAGAUGCUGGAAUCUUCCCCCAGCAAGAACGGGUGUCGCCCGGGGGUGCCAGUGGUGCUGGAGCAGGUAUAGGGCUGGGACAGUCAUGUCCUGUCCCCAAGGGCGUGACAGGAGAGACAGCCGCGGGACCCAGCAGCUGCCUCGACAAGGAGAGCGGGAGAUGCGGGUGGGAGGGACACAAAACAGCA